This is a messenger RNA of Chelonus insularis, 2395 nucleotides long. RefSeq names its product signal transducing adaptor molecule (gene Stam). Gene Ontology annotation, cellular component: ESCRT-0 complex. The record is from RefSeq and is a predicted model, not a curated record. Gene Ontology annotation, molecular function: phosphatidylinositol binding; ubiquitin binding. The coding region runs from base 137 to 1915 and encodes 592 amino acids. Gene Ontology annotation, biological process: protein transport to vacuole involved in ubiquitin-dependent protein catabolic process via the multivesicular body sorting pathway. Lineage: Eukaryota; Metazoa; Arthropoda; Insecta; Hymenoptera; Braconidae. The transcript has 10 exons.
CUCUCUUUGUAAACGAAAGUUAAAAAUGGAGGACUAUUAGUUGAUUAGAAUGCUAUUUGUCAUUCUAUUUACGUGUUCUUUGAUAUAUGUCAGAUGAAUUUGUUAAUAUAAUUUCAGUUUCGAUAAAUUUAACAAAAUGGGAUUAUUUUCAAUGUCGUCUCCUUUUGACACUGACGUUGAGAAAGCUACAAGUGAAAAAAAUACUUCCGAAGAUUGGGCUUUAAUAUUGGAAAUUUGUGAUGCUGUUGGAAAUUCUCCGCAAAAAGCUAAAGAAUGCUUAAAGGCAAUAGUAAAAAGAUUAAACGCCCAAGAUCCUCACAUUGUAAUACAAGCAAUAACACUUUUAGAUGCAUGUUCGAGUAACUGUGGUAAAAAUUUCCAUUUGGAAAUUGCAUCAAGAGAAUUUGAAGGCGAAUUAAAAAAACUGCUGACUCGUAAUCAACAGAAAAUUGUUGAUAAAACGAAAAGUUUAUUGAAAAAAUGGGCUGAAGAGGAUUUUAAAAAUGAUCCGCAAUUACAUCUUAUUCCAAGUUUAUAUAAUAAAUUAAAAAGUGAAGGUUAUGACUUUUCACAUCUUUCUGAGCCUAAACAUUCUUGUGGAACAUCUUUAUCCACUUCCAAGGAAGAACAAGAUCUUGCUAAAGCAAUUGAAUUGUCAUUGAAAGAAAAUAAACAACACUCGUCUAGUUCUACUCAUGGCUCUCCAGCUUCUGUAAAAAUGACGAGUUUAUAUCCUAAUAUGAGCACCUCGUUAUCAAACUCAAGUACUUCUGAACGUCGGAAAGUUCGUGCUUUGUAUGACUUUGAAGCAGCAGAGGAUAAUGAAUUAAGCUUUACUGCAGGAGAUAUUAUUCGUAUUUUGGAUGACUCUGAUGCUAAUUGGUGGAAAGGUGCAAAAGGUAAAAUAGAAGGACUCUUUCCAGCUAAUUUUGUUACAGCAGAUUUAUCGGCAGAACCUGAUCAUAUAACCAAAUUAGAACAAGGUACAAAAAAAGCUGUGCAAUUUGCAGAAGAGGUAGACGUAAAGAUGUUGAAAAAAGAGCCUGAAGUUAUUGAGGUUGAAAUUGAAGAAUCUAAAAUCGAUAGGCUCUUACAUCUUCUUCAUGAAGCAGACCCUCAAAGUGAAAUAAAUGAUUCACCAGAGAUGCUUGAUCUAGAAGAACAAGUGACAGCUAUGGGCCCACUUAUUGAUACAGCUCUAGAAAAAGUUGACCGACGUCAUGCACAACUGACUCAGUUAAGCUCUGAUUUAGUAGAUGCACUUAAUCUUUACCAUACAUUAAUGCGUGAACCAGUUACAACCACGUAUAACUCAUUACCAAAAAUGCAAUCGAAUAUGAAUAUGUAUCCACCAUAUGUUAAUCAUGUGCCUCACAUGUUCAACGGAAUGGUAACUCACCCAAAUUAUAAUCAAGUAACUGGUCCACCACCGGGAGCCUUUCAAUCAACGGUAACAGGAUUGCCAACUAAUGAAUAUAUAAAUGCUCAUAACAUCUCAGGAAUGGCAAUAUCACAGCAAUAUCACAUGCCAUCUGGUUCUCAUCAACCACCACCUGGAACUCAACCUAUAGGACAACCUACAGGUCCAAAUUCUGUUAUUCAUUCUCAAGUUCCUCCUCUGCAUAUGGGAGUUUCAAGAUCCUUGCAAUCACAGGGAUCAACAUUACCUCAUCAUCAAACAUUACCAACUUCUCAAACAACUUCUGGCCAUCAAGGGCAACCACAUACUGCUGGUGCUACUCAAGUGCAGGCUGUAGAACAACCAGUUUUACCUUAUCAUACUCAGGGAUUUUCAUCACAAGGGAUGCAAAUACCACCCCAAUAUGUAACACCUACUAUUCAAGGAUCUGUAGGACCAAUUCCUGUGACUCAGCCUACUCAAUAUACUCCACUGAGUGGUCAACGUAUGAUGUGAAAUGAAUAUCAAAUAAGAUUAUUUAAUCUGAACUUGAAUAAUUUGAGUCAAAUAUUCAUGAAGAAGAUAUUAAUAAAAUAUAAUGAUAAAAAAAUUCUUCUGAGAACCAAUAAGUGGUAAAGAAUAGAAUUUGAGAUCGGUGAAAUUAUAAUUUCACUAAAGACCUAUGGGAAUACUGAAAAAUAUUUGAAAAUUGAACUUGAUUGGAAUAGAAAUUCACUGUUGAGAAGUGUAUAUGUUGGUGAAAAAUAAAAUCGAAAAAUUUAACGUUAGGAAUGAAAAAGCUAAAAAUGGAAGGUUUAAUUUUAGAUUGUUCAAGACAACACUCUCUUCAGAUAAAUUAAUUAUCUUCAUUAUUUAAUUUUAUUAUAAUAAAGUACUUUAUUAUAUCAGAUUCGAUAUUUUAUUUUUCUCAAUAUGUAUCGUUAUUUAUAUCAUUAAAAUUGUAAUUUAUAGCAAAAAAUAUUUUAAAUUAGAUGA